GCAGCUCCCACGCUUUCAAGCUUUCACGAUAUUCCACUACCAAUUUACACUCCCUGUCCCAUAAUGGACAUCAAAUCCCUUUUGAAUAAAGAAGAUAAUUGCAGUGAUUCCAAUCUUCCCUCUACCAACCAGCAACCGCAGCUCGAAACAAGGAGGGAUACGCUGCAGGGACGCAAUCAGUGCGACUUUCCACCGUAUCACACAAACCUAGCAUCCCAGAAUGUAACAUCCAUACCUUUAUCAGUACCAUCAAACGCCAACCGGUUAAGGGCGCCUCGUGCUAGAUAUACGACCGAAACGUCCCGUCAAUCUACUAUAGUAUGCAACUUAUGCAUGGUACAUUCAAGGUCGAGGACCUCAAGAGCAACCUUCCGUCCCGCCGAUGAUGCUGCCAUUAUCUAUUUAUCUGAAUCUAUCCGCAGGUCUCCUAGAAUAGCCAUGCAGCUUGCAUUACGACGAGGUCAAAUGGCCACAGACAAGAGAAGAGACAUUCUCUAUGCAUACCAGCCAGAAAGGUCCUGCUUGAGUUGUCGCUAUGUGGAGUUGAACUUGAUGAAGGCUAGGUGGCAGUAUCAGGGUGCCUCUUGGAAGGCUAGUCGGAGGGGGGAGGGUCUGAAGGUCUCCAUCGUCAUUCCUCCGCCACUACGAGUUCAGCUGGGGGAUACAUUCUAUUUUCCCCUGGCUCUUCGGGCUCUCAAGGAUACCAUUGAGUUGUCUGCGAGGCUGAAGAUUGGUGAUAUUGAUUCCACCUUAGACUUUAGGAAAACUAUGGUCUCUCGGGAAACUUUCUUUCUUUUAAACCCUCCGGUGCUGAAUCUGCGGGGUGUUUGGAGUAUCAUGAUCCGUAUUCAGAGUCAAACUGAAUCAAGCUUUAUGAAUUUCGAUAUUUAUGUAUAAACCUUGGAUUAUGUAUAGUUUUAUCUACAUCUGGCUCUAGCUAGAACGGUAUGGGAGAAUAACAGUUAACCAAACAAGGAUCAGAUCUUAC
Molecule: messenger RNA, 988 nt
Organism: Aspergillus pseudonomiae
Lineage: Eukaryota; Fungi; Ascomycota; Eurotiomycetes; Eurotiales; Aspergillaceae
Exons: 2
Coding region: 64-897 (277 amino acids)
Source: RefSeq, a predicted model, not a curated record